AUGAACGAGCUCAACCCAGACAUUUAUACGGUCGCAUGGAUAGCGCCGCUCGAAAUCGAGGCACAGGCUGCCCUCCAUAUGUUGGACAAUCAUCACCGUGGGCGAUUCGCGUUGAAUAGGGGUGACGACUAUGUGUUCCGCGCUGGUGAUCUUGGUGGACAUAAUACCAUCAUUGCUACUCUCCCGGCAGGCCAGGAGUAUGGUACCGGAUCUGCUGCUGCACUUGCCAGCCAGGUGAAGAAAUUCUUUCCAAAUCUCUGGUUUGGAUUGCUAGUUGGCGUUGCUGCUGGUCUCCCGAGUCUGUCACGACACCCGCCUCGUGAUAUCCGACUUGGUGAUGUCCUCGUAGGACUUCCGGAGGGUAACAGCGCUGGCCUUAUAGCCUACGACUUGGGCAAAGAUACGGGAGCUGGUGGCUUCCAACUGCUACGUGAUGGACACGUCUUGGCAAAUACCGAGACUGUUGUCCGAUCGGCGAUCCAGAAUAUCAAACUGAUGGCGCCUCAGGAUGUCGACACAUUUAAAUCAUAUUACGAGACCAUUCGGUGUAAGCAGCACGCCAAUGGGGAUUUCAACGAUCCUGGCCAGGACCAUGACCACCUAUAUCAAAUGGACGAUAAAGGAGUGAGCCAUAUCGUUCAGCGAGAACGGCGUCCUGAUUCAGCGCGAACCCGAGUUUGGUACGGACCGAUCGGAUCUGGGGAGAAACUUAUGAAGAAUACUCGGAGGCGAAAUGAAUUGAGAGACAAGUAUAGUAUCAUCGGGUUGGAAAUGGAAGCCGCUGGAACAAUGAAUCGUAUACCUGUUGGUGUGAUUCGAGGGGUUUGUGACUAUGGGGAUGAACACAAGAAUAAAGGGUGGCAGUCUUAUGCAGCGGCAAUGGCUGCCGCCUAUGCCAAAGCGAUUUUAUAUGAGAUUAGACCCAAAGCCUCGGCCCCGGCUUACGUGAAGCGUGAAACCGAUGAUCAAGGAAUUCAGUCAAGAUUACCAGUUCGCACAACCUUCCUUGGGCGAGAAGAGGAAAUGUCUCAAAUGAAGCAAUGUUUUGGCUCUGACUUGUGUAGAAAGUCUUUGGUACUCUGGGGUCUGAGUGGGUCUGGGAAGACACAGCUCGCCAUUCACUAUGUCAGUACUAACAAACAGACUUACAAGUCUGUGCUGUGGAUCGACGGAUCAACUUCUGCUUUGAUUCAUCAAUCCUUCGAGAACCUCUCACAUCAUAUUUCAGGUUACAAUCGAGAGAGACCAGCUACUGAGCAAGUCAUCGAGUGGUUGGAGAGGGAAACGAAUCGUUCCUGGAUGAUUGUUUUCGACGGUGUCCCAGGAGCUUACGAUGUCGAUGACCCCGAGAACUUCGAUAUUCGGAAAUAUCUACCUACUUGUGAUCAUGGUCAUAUCUUGCUGGUGACAACAGCGUCAGAUCUACACCUUCGUUUAGCACUUCCCGAGAUCCACUUGGAAGGCGUCGAUGACAUUACGGGCUGUUCUAUCCUUCUCAGAUGCGCGGGAGUUCAAGCACCCGAUGAUUCUGGGAAAGCGACAGCACGGUCAAUCUCUCACAAGUUAGGAGGUCUCCCCUCGCUCUUGAACAAGCUGGCACUUUGUUAUCCUACGGUGUCAUUCGGAUGGAUGAUUUCAAUAAGCAGUUUCAACAGCGCUUUUCUAAUAAGACGCUCAAAACUCCCAUGA
Molecule: messenger RNA, 1689 nt
Organism: Penicillium cosmopolitanum
Lineage: Eukaryota; Fungi; Ascomycota; Eurotiomycetes; Eurotiales; Aspergillaceae
Product: 5'-methylthioadenosine/S-adenosylhomocysteine nucleosidase family protein
Exons: 2
Coding region: 1-1689 (562 amino acids)
Biological process (GO): nucleoside metabolic process
Molecular function (GO): catalytic activity
Source: RefSeq, a predicted model, not a curated record